AUGUCUUCUUCACCUUUCUUUGCCCCUGAAAAAGCUGCGCCUUCACGGCUUUUGGACCUACCAAAGCCAAAGACGACGGAGCGUACUCGGGAUGAUAAAGAGAAUGUUCCCUUUCGUAACACCAGUCCACUAUUUGUGUGGAAUCAUACUGUCACUCCUUUGGGAAAGAAAUCUCCGUCGGAAAUGUUAUACCCAGUGGUCCAACGGGGCACCUAUCCCUUGAUUGUGGAUCCUCAUGCUAAACGCACUUCUGGUAAGAACACAUUGUAUCCGAUCUGUUUAAAUUCAACCUUUGAGGGCCAUUGUACUUGUUCCAAACCCGGGACUUGUAAGACCCACAAGGUGGGCCGCUAUGCUGGCAAAACACGUCUUCAUAUCGAUUUGAAUGAUGCGCGUUGGUCCGCGGCCAACUACAAGGAAGAGGAUUGGAAGCCAAUUGUCAAUUUCAUAAAGAAGUAUCACGAUCAUAUUUUGCCCGCAGCAAGGCAUCACCAAGUACAACUUGGUGAUGGGAUCCACUGGUACCCGAAGGGGCCCAGCUUGUGGAGCAUGACUCCAAGCCAGUGGUAUCAGACAGAGUAA
Cylindrotheca closterium is the source of this 582-nucleotide messenger RNA. The record is from the annotation of a GenBank genome assembly. NCBI's taxonomy places the organism in Eukaryota, Bacillariophyta, Bacillariophyceae, Bacillariales, Bacillariaceae.